AUGGCGUCCCAGUUCCAGCACGAACGGGAUAUUCCCAUCACAAAGCAAAGCUUCCCAGGCAAGGAGUAUGACAUGCCCAAUCCGCAACCCACUCGGGACGAAGUACCCGGCAGCAGCGGACAUGGGGAAACAUACCGAGCUGCAGGCAAGUUGCGUGGCAAACGAGCUAUAAUUACUGGAGGUGAUAGCGGCAUUGGUGCCUCCACCGCAUUGCUCUUCGCCAGAGAAGGGGCUGUCUCCACCAUUGCAUACCUUCCGGAGGAGGAGAAGGAUGCCCAAGAUACUCGAAAUCAAAUUCAAGACAAUGGCGGUACUUGCUAUCUUGUCGCCCUGGACCUGGUAAGAAAGGAAAACUGCAAGAAAGUCGUGGAUUUCGCUCUAGAAAAUAUGGGUGGUGUUGAUAUUUUGUUCAACAAUGCGGCUUUCCAAAUGGUACGGAAAGAUAUCUCAGAUCUUUCCGAGGACCAAUGGGAACAUACGUUCAACAUCAACAUACAUGCAUAUUUUUAUAUGGCCAAAUACUGCUUGGAGCACAUGACCGGAGGUGCUACUAUUAUCAAUAAUGCGUCGAUCAAUGCCUACAUUGGCCGGCCGGACCUUCUCGACUACACUUCCACGAAAGGAGCCGUUGUUUCAUUCACGCGUGGUCUCAGCAAUCAGUGCCUGGCGAAGGACAUUCGUGUGAACGCAGUCGCCCCGGGACCUGUAUGGACACCAUUGAUACCAUCUACGAUGGAUGAUGAGGCCCAGGAAAACUUUACGAGUCCUAUGGGAAGACCAGCACAGCCUUCCGAGAUAGCGACUUGUGUUGUCUUUCUGGCUUCGCCAGAUAGUUCCUGCAUUAGUGGCCAGACCAUCCACUGCAAUGGUGGGACCGUUGUCAAUGGUUGA
This is a messenger RNA of Akanthomyces muscarius, 891 nucleotides long. RefSeq lists its product as uncharacterized. The record is from RefSeq and is a predicted model, not a curated record. The coding region runs from base 1 to 891 and encodes 296 amino acids. NCBI's taxonomy places the organism in Eukaryota, Fungi, Ascomycota, Sordariomycetes, Hypocreales, Cordycipitaceae. The transcript is spliced from 4 exons. Gene Ontology annotation, molecular function: oxidoreductase activity.